AUGCCCGUCCGAUGGACAAGCGAAAAUGAUCAGAUGUUGCUGAUCAAAUUCAUUGAGACCCAUGAAAUCAGCGUCGACACGAAGAAGAUCUCUGAUGCCUGGCCAGCUGAGAAUGAGGAGAACCGUCCUACUCCUCGAGCCAUCACUGAACGAAUCCAUAAGAUUCGAAGCCUCGCAAAAGCUGCUGCUGCCAAGAACGGCACUCCGACUCCCGCAACUCCUGCUUCUCGCAAGCGUGGAGCUGGAACCGGAGGAUCAAAGCCUAGCUCCAAGCGUUCUCGCACUGGUGGCUUGAAGAAGAAGGGCAUGAAUGGCGAAAAGGAUUCUCCCGGAACUCCAACUCCAGCAAACAAUGGAGGGCCAGUCAAAGAUGAAGCCAAUGAUGGAAACUUGAUUUCUAACGGACAGUUAGAAGAUGUUUUUCUUGCGUGGGAACCUUUGGGUAAACGCGUGAGGACUACCCCUGCCCUCCCUCUAGGGAUGGUUAAAUAUGAAAAAGAUACUGACGAUGAAGAUGGUAUGAAGUACGAAAGCAGCAUCAGCGAAUUUGCACCAGCGGAUGAUGAUGACAAGGAUGACGAUGAAUUUAUGGACGGGAUGGUCAAGGAAGAAGCCUAUUAA
Molecule: messenger RNA, 621 nt
Organism: Microsporum canis CBS 113480
Lineage: Eukaryota; Fungi; Ascomycota; Eurotiomycetes; Onygenales; Arthrodermataceae
Exons: 3
Coding region: 1-621 (206 amino acids)
Source: RefSeq, a predicted model, not a curated record